Maylandia zebra (zebra mbuna) is the source of this 2040-nucleotide messenger RNA. It is a transcript of the gene mmp23bb, whose product is annotated as matrix metallopeptidase 23bb. Gene Ontology annotation, cellular component: extracellular matrix. NCBI's taxonomy places the organism in Eukaryota, Metazoa, Chordata, Actinopteri, Cichliformes, Cichlidae. Gene Ontology annotation, biological process: collagen catabolic process; extracellular matrix organization; proteolysis. The record is from RefSeq and is a predicted model, not a curated record. Gene Ontology annotation, molecular function: zinc ion binding; metalloendopeptidase activity.
CAGCAGCGAGCGGACACUCCGGGAACUUCACUCAGUUUGUUCCCCAGCGGAGCGCGUUCCUCCCACGGGUCCCGGACCACGCUGAGCACGCGCACGGAGCGGGUCGGGUCGGGCCUCCGGGGUUCGGAUCUUUCCCGCUUUUUGAUUUUCUGCCUGAAGUGGAGCUUGCGCGACUUUUAGCUCCGCGGAGUGUGCGUGCGUAAAUCUGCGCGCCUGGAAACUCCGUGGGAUGACGCACGCGCUCACCGAUCGAUUGUUUGACUGAUAUAUUGACGGGCACGCGGUCCGAGACUCGCCAUGGACCCCGUUCAGCUGAUGAUGAUGAUGAUGAUGGUGAUGAUGAAGAUGUCUGACAGCAGCAGAUCAAUGGAGGUGUUCGGGGACCGAGCAGCAAGAAGCAAACGCUAUGCCAUCAACCCUCUAGGACACAAGUGGACUCACCAUAACAUCACGUACAGGAUCAUCAAGUUCCCCAACACCCUGAAUGUGGAGGACACCAGGAAGGCCAUCGGCAUCGCCUUCACAAAGUGGAGUGACGUGUCUCCGCUGACCUUCACCGAGGUUACUGACGGCAACGCUACCGCUGACAUCACCAUCGGUUUCUACACCUUCAACCACACGGACUGCUGGUGGUCUCCUCUCCACCCGUGUUUCGAUGGGCUGAACGGCGAGCUGGCGCACGCCUUCCUGCCACCACGGGGAGAAAUUCACUUUGACAACCACGAGUUCUGGAUCCUCGGGAAGUCGCGCUUCAGCUGGAAACAAGGAGUCUGGCUGAACGACCUGGUCCAGGUGGCGGCACACGAGAUCGGCCACGCUCUGGGUUUGUGGCACUCCAGAGACCCUCAGGCUCUGAUGCAUCCCAACGCCACCUACACCGGACAGAGGAACAUCGCCCAGGACGACGUGUGGGGCAUCCAGAGACUCUACGGUUGUCUGGAUAAGAAGCGAGUCUGCGACCCGUGGGCUCGGCUCGGCUUCUGCGAGCGAAGGAAGACGUUCAUGAAGAAGAACUGUCCUCAGCGCUGUGAUUUCUGCUACGAGCCUCUGGAGGUGGUCACUACAGCAACACCGCCGGCAGCCAACACGAAGAUCAAGAUGGUUCCUCGGGGAAAGGUGGUGGGUUUCCGCUGUGGGACCAAAAGCACCCGCUCACCCCCCAAAAUCAGCUGGUACAAAGAUGGCGAGCAGAUCCUCUCAUCCAUUCCAGGGUACAUCGUCAUGAAGGACCGAGACUUGCGCAUCGUCGCCAACGAGUUCAACGAAGGCGUUUACACCUGCCGCGUCCAUCGCCGUGGCGACAUCGUCUCUGCAAACUCCUGGGCUAUCAGACUGAAGCCGGAGCAGGCAUCCAACAGCUGAAGACGACAGACAGGAAGUGACCUGACAGGAAGCAUGGCGUCUGUGGACUUUUUUCCUGACUUCAAGGGACUUUAAACAUUAAAGAACAACGAACCAUUGGCAGCUCUGUGAUGUCACGGCGCCACAUCCUCAUGACUGCGAAUGACAUCACAAUGUGUAAAGUGGUGACUGAGCUGACUGGAUGGCGUUUUGGUGAUAAGCAGCCUGCUGCUCAUCUACGUGAGAAUAUUUCUGUAGCCUGUAGGAACUGUGGCGUUUGACCCCGCCCACUUUAGUUGCAGCGGUUGAGUUAAUUACUUAGCAACGACAGUCAUGUAAUCCCUCUUUGCCCUUUGACCUUUGCUUAGACUUGUGUCCUGUCAGACGCUGUUCCUCUGUCCUCCAUCAUGGGGAAGCUGUUUCACAUCUUUGUGCACUUCCUGUUUCCCCCGCCGGCCCGUCCUCACCGCCACGAUUUGAGUGCUGGACUGACGUAGAGCAGCUUUGCAUGAUUCACAGUUCAGACUAAUCCCGCCUCACAAACAGCACGGCAGCGCUCUGAAUGCGAGUGAUGGGCACUAUGACAGGUGUGAGUCCUUCACCCAGUAAACUGGUGGUGUCCUCUUUCUGUCCUUAAUGUGUGAAAUUUGUUUGUUGUUUUGUUGACAAAUUACAGAAAUAAACAGAAACAUUUUAGUA